CAACACAGAAAUAUCAGGAAGGCUCGUCCAGCUGACUCAAGCUCCUGAAAAAAGAAUAUUUCCUCAUGCCAUAAAUACCUUCCCCAUCAAAUGGGGCUUAAUUUUAGACUGUGCCUGAAACACAAGCAAGCCGCUCACCCAUGUAGACAUAAAGCCCCUCAUCAACCGUAUCAUUAAGCCCAACAGCACCGUGCCACUCCGUUCAGGAUAACCAGAUUUGUUUAUUCUUCUCUUCUUCAUUUUAUUUGGGGCAGAGAUGUCGGAUCACAGCAACCAGGAUUCCAGCCUGGAAGACAUUGAUGAGGAUGAGAUCCUGGCUAACCUCUCUGCGGAGGAGCUGAAGCAACUCCAGAGUGAGAUGGAUGUUAUUGCUCCAGAUGAAAAGGUGCCAGUCGGAAUGAGGCAGAAAGACCAAACAGAGAAGCCUCCCACAGGUUCCUUCAACCACAGGUCACUGGUGGAUUAUUUGUACUGGGAAAAAAAGUCCAACAGUGUGCUGGAGGAGGAAAGAGUCCCCACUACUCUGUUACCCAUUGAGGCAAAUGAGGAAGAAGAAAUUGAGAAUGAAGAUGGAAAUGAGAAAGAUAUGGAAUAUGUGUAUGAAGAGGGUGAUGAAGCUGGGGGAAAAGCUGAAGAUGUCAGGGAAGAUUAUGAGGAGGAAAAGGAGGAAGAACAGAUCAGAAUGGAUCAAAACGAUGCUCCUGAAUUCUCAUUAAAAUCCGGCAAAGACAUGGCUCCUGACACAGAUGUAACACUGGAAAACUUCUUGCCCCCCCCAGAGUUUGCAGAUAUGCAGGAUGAGAAAGAGACAGGGGUUCCAGAACAAGACUACAGUCCACCAGAUGUACCUGCUGAUGAACAGAUCAGCACUAUUCAAGCUGAUACAGCAACUGGAGCUACUGAAGCAGCCCCUGAGGAGACCCUUAAAAAUGGCAAAGACUCUGAGAAGGAAGAGAAGAAAAUAGGCAAACUGAAAAUUCCAAAACUUUCCUUUGGCAGCAACGCCAUCAAGUUAACGGCAAGGCCCUCAGGCAAUGAAACAAACCUAGACACCACCUUGGACAAGAUCCGCAACAACGACCCCGCCAUCAAAGAAGUGAACCUGAACAACAUCGAGAACAUUCCCAAAGAAAUGCUGAUUGAUUAUGUUAAUGCACUGAGGAAAAACAAACAUGUGACAACCUUCAGCAUCGCCAACACCGGUGCUGACGAGAACAUCGCCUUCAAUGUAGCCAACAUGCUGCGUGAGAAUCGAAGCAUAACCACCUUAAACAUUGAGUCAAACUUUAUCACAGGUAAGGGCAUUGUUGCGAUCAUGCGCUGUUUGCAGUUCAAUGAGACCCUGACUGAGCUGCGCUUCCAUAACCAAAGGCACAUGUUGGGCCACCACGCUGAGAUGGAGGUGUCCCGCCUGCUGAAGGCCAACAACACACUACUGAAGAUGGGCUACCACUUUGAGCUGCCAGGCCCUAGGAUGGUGGUGACUAAUCUGCUGACGAGGAACCUCGACCGCCAAAGGCAGCGGAGGCAUGAGGAGCAGAAGCAGCAGCAGAUGAAGAAGCAGAGGGAGAUGAUGGAGAUGUAUGAGAGUUCCCUCAACCUUCCUCCAGGCCUGUUGGAGAUGCUGGGAGGCUACCUGCCCCCAAUGGCAUUCAUGCCUCAGGACACCAGCGAGUCAGAACAGGAGCCAAGUCCCCCUUCAAUAGCCUGUCAAAAACACGAUCCACAACUCCACAACCCCCCCAGGCCGGAGCCUGUAAACCCUAUCAAGGACAUCCAACUGAAGAAAACACCUAAGCGCCGGGACCCCCUACUGGAGCUGAACCCCAAGGAGGAGAUGAGAGAAGACAGAGCCAGUGUCCAGCUAAGGAAGACACCCAGGCGCAAAGAGACGGCUAGCGGGGGCCCUAUGGAUGAGACAUCUAACUUGAAGGAUGUGAUAAAGACUCUGAAGCCAGUCCCUCGAAGACGGCAGCCACCCAAGGUGGAACUUACACCACGUGACCAGCUUCUGAGUGAGAUCCGCCAGAGUAAUGUCGCCUAUCUGAAAUCGGUGCCACUCCCGAAAGUGUUGGAAUCAAGUGAGACCAGUCUGUUCUGAAUGAUCGGCAACAUAUGGAUGGACUUGUUCAGAGCAAUCCAACACCAAAGACAUGCCAUUACAUAUGAAACAACCCAGCAGCUGCAGGAGUAGAGAAAUAAAGGAAGCUUCAGUGCUCUCUGAGAAACUUGAAGGAGUUCGUAGCUGGCUAGUAAACACAGGGCCAGCCCGACACAUAAGUGAACUAAGCGCCUGCUUAGGGCCCCCUGUGGCCACCAGAGGGCCCCCAAGAGCGCUUGAAAUGUC
Molecule: messenger RNA, 2347 nt
Organism: Megalops cyprinoides (Indo-Pacific tarpon)
Lineage: Eukaryota; Metazoa; Chordata; Actinopteri; Elopiformes; Megalopidae
Gene: lmod3
Product: leiomodin 3 (fetal)
Exons: 3
Coding region: 257-2101 (614 amino acids)
Biological process (GO): pointed-end actin filament capping; muscle contraction; myofibril assembly
Cellular component (GO): myofibril; striated muscle thin filament
Molecular function (GO): actin binding; tropomyosin binding
Source: RefSeq, a predicted model, not a curated record